CAGCUGACGCCCCAUGGUGACAGGAUCAGCAGGAAAAGCAGCGCUGUGGACAUCCAGCAGACUCCUGCAGCAUGGACAGCGAUGAUGAGAACUUAGAGGAGGUUGUGGAAGGUCCAUUGGAUGAAGAUGGUCAGCCCCAUGGCUUCUGCACAAUGACCUACUCAUCCAGUGAUCGUUUUGAAGGACACUUCACCCACGGAGAGAAGAAUGGCAAGGGCAAGUUCUUCUUCUUUGAUGGAAGUACCCUGGAGGGUUUCUAUGUAGAUGAUGCUCUGCAGGGCCAGGGGUUGUAUACAUAUGAAGAUGGGGGUGUCCUCCAUGGGACGUAUGUAGAUGGCGAGCUCAAUGGGCCUGCUCAGGAGUUCAAUGGAGAGGGCAGCCUGGUGUUCAAGGGCCAGUACAAAGACAACAACCGCUGUGGGGAAUGCUGGGUCUACUACCCUGAUGGGGGCUGUGUGUUUGGGGGGGUGAAUGAGGACGGGGAGAUGACCGGUGGCUCCGUGGCGUACAUCUACCCCGACAGACACACGGCUCUCUACGGAAGCUUCGUGGACGGAGAGCUGAUCGAGGCUCGACUCGCCACCCUGAUCUCCCAUGAGACUGGAAGGCCACGUUUCGAAAUCACACCCAACAGUGCUGUUUACUCAUACGACAAGUCCACAUCCACCUGUAUCGGCACCCACACUCUGCUCUCCGACCCCUAUGAGAGCCAGAGGGUGUUUGUGGCAGACUCUACGAUCAAAGGUGCAGGACAGGGUCUGUUCGCAAAGACAGACACUGAGACAAACACUGUAAUGGCCUUUUAUAACGGAGUACGCAUCACACACACUGAGGUGGACAGCAGAGACUGGGCGCUGAACGGGAACACAAUCUCUCUGGACGAGGACACUGUGCUCGACGUCCCUCAGCCGUUUGACCAGAUGGAGAGAUACUGUGCCUCUCUGGGUCACAAGGCGAACCACUCAUUCACCCCCAACUGCAAAUAUGACCCGUUUGUCCACCCUCGUUUUGGGCCAAUCAAGUGCAUCAGAACCGUGAGGGCUGUGCAGAAAGAUGAGGAGCUAACGGUUGCCUACGGUUAUGAUCAUGAUCCAAUGGGGAAGAAUGGCCCAGAGGCCCCUGACUGGUACAAGCAGGAGCUCACGGUGUUCCAGCAGAGACAGGCGGCUCCCACUGGCCAAUGAGGAUACAGAUGAAUACCUCUGGACAAUAAGACACCCCUCUACCUGUGCUACCUACCACCUUACAAAACUCCAGGAGCAUUAUCCCCUGCAGCUGCAUACCGCACCAUACAUAUGGGAGAAGUUACUGUGCUUCAUAUGGUAUUCAAAUGGAAUACAGCUUGAGCAAUUCAGGCUUUGGAGAUCCAGGGCCAAAGCAACACAAGAACUAUGCAAGACACCAAAUGUUAUUAGAGGAGAAAUGUCAGUGGGUGCAGGUGCUGUCCUGACAAAAAUGUCCUUUGACUUCCUCAUCACAUAUUACUCAUAAAAAUAAAAAUUCACAUGCUCA
Molecule: messenger RNA, 1512 nt
Organism: Thunnus maccoyii (southern bluefin tuna)
Lineage: Eukaryota; Metazoa; Chordata; Actinopteri; Scombriformes; Scombridae
Gene: setd7
Product: SET domain containing 7, histone lysine methyltransferase
Exons: 8
Coding region: 72-1184 (370 amino acids)
Biological process (GO): regulation of DNA-templated transcription
Cellular component (GO): chromosome
Molecular function (GO): histone H3K4 monomethyltransferase activity; protein binding
Source: RefSeq, a predicted model, not a curated record